UCGACAUCCUCCGUUCACCAACUCAACCACCCCACACGAAACCAACCUUCGAAGCCUCCCAGAACUCUCAUUAACCGACUUCAAAAUGCCUUUCGUCAACGCCAAGAACCCGGUUCCCCAGAACCAGCGAUUCUACCAGAACGCUUACAAGAACCACACCCGUCUUUGGAAGAUUAACCCUCGCAGCCGCGUCCUCAUGACUCCCUACCUCAUCCUUCUCUGGGGUACCCUCGGUGCUUCCUUCUACGGUGCCGGUCGCAAGGUCCUCGGCUACAACUCUUACUUCGGAAACUAAGCGGUGGUGGGUGAUACAGCUUGCCUACGAUGGAAGGUCAACGAGAUUAGUAGAUUGAGUCAAUAGACGGAGAUGAACCCAAUGCGAGAUCGUUACAGUCGUUCAUGUGCAUUCUGGAGACCAAU
Messenger RNA from Fusarium redolens, 420 nucleotides. RefSeq lists its product as uncharacterized. Lineage: Eukaryota; Fungi; Ascomycota; Sordariomycetes; Hypocreales; Nectriaceae. Bases 86 to 295 code for a protein of 69 amino acids. The record is from RefSeq and is a predicted model, not a curated record. The transcript has 4 exons.